UCAGUGAUCAGCGAUCAGCUGUAUCAGCUAACCCAACGCAAAAUGGUUCGGAAUUACUGAUGAGUAGUCCUUUUCCAUCAUUGUUCCAACUGAAGCUUGUUGUUGUCAGCACACAAAGGUAUGUGCAGAUCAACUGGAAAGAGAGUGAUCCCUUUGAAGAGUUUGGCUUUUAGUUAUCUGAGUACUCCUGACAAAGACAGUGGCCUGAGCUGCCUGCAGUCAGCCUGCAUAAGGGAAAAUGUCGAUACAGUUAGCGCAAUCUUGAAUUAUAGUAUAGAUAAGCUUGACAGUGUAAUAGCGUUUAGCAUUAAGAUUGGCUGGAAUGCAUCACGCUUCGCUGGCAAAUCCAUUUACACCGUCUUGAGGCAGCGUGACUCGAAAGAUCAUCGACAGAUUAGCGAGUUUGUGGAAAAAGUUAUCAAGCAUUUCCAAGGCCAAUCACUUUUACAUUUGGCUGAGAAAAGGGGACAAGUUGAGCAUGUUAGGAGACUACUUGACUGCGGAGAGGAUGUCAAUUUCAGGAUGCCUGAUUAUCUCGCCCUGAGAGAAACACCUCUUAUGUUGGCGGCCAGCUUUAAUGAGGUAGAUGUUGUAGAGUUUCUUGUUGAAAGAGGAGCAUCACUAGAGCUCGAAGAUAAUAGAGGGUUCACUGCAUUACAUCACGCUGCGAUGGGUGGUAAAUCAGAAAAUAUUCUUCGACUAAUACAGCUCGGAUGUAAUGUUUCAAAGGUAGAUCAUAAGGAAUCCUCAGGGAUGCACCUUGCGGCUAAAAACGGUCACACAGAGGCAGUCCGUCUCCUUUUAGAGCAUGGUGCUAAUGUAAAGAUUGCCAAUUGCAUUUUUAUGAUUCCUUUUACAUUAGCAGUAAAAAAUGGCCACCUUAAAACAAUCAAAUUGCUGUUGAAAAAUGGGUGUGAUUUCAUUGUUGUUAACGAUGAAGCAGGAAGGCUUCCCUUCGCCAUGCUGUAGAAGGUGGACACGUAGAUGUAGUUAAACUCAUUCUGCAAAGCAAUUGCAGUGUAUUUGGCAGGACGAGUAACGGGGAUACAGUUCUUCACUUAGC
This is a messenger RNA of Stylophora pistillata, 1063 nucleotides long. RefSeq lists its product as uncharacterized. Lineage: Eukaryota; Metazoa; Cnidaria; Anthozoa; Scleractinia; Pocilloporidae. The record is from RefSeq and is a predicted model, not a curated record. Gene Ontology annotation, molecular function: protein binding.